Amblyraja radiata (thorny skate) is the source of this 4312-nucleotide messenger RNA. RefSeq names its product tetraspanin-33. The transcript has 8 exons. Gene Ontology annotation, cellular component: plasma membrane. NCBI's taxonomy places the organism in Eukaryota, Metazoa, Chordata, Chondrichthyes, Rajiformes, Rajidae. The record is from RefSeq and is a predicted model, not a curated record. The coding region runs from base 280 to 1065 and encodes 261 amino acids.
CACUCGGCAAGUCACAAACUGGAAAAGAUAAACGGAGUGGUAAAACCUGUGCUUUGCUUAGCGUAACUGCAGUCAAGCUUCAGAGUUCAGCGUUUUGCUGUUGGUGGCAUGAGCAGUUCUGUGGUGUAACCGAUGUUGUGUCUCCUGGACAAUCAUUAAUAUUCUACAAAUGCCAGAUGGACCACUUCUCUGGGGCAUUUGGAGACACCCCGAGCUUCCUCACCUAAUGGACUAGAAGUUAUUUGCACGUUGCAGUUAUUUGCCAUCAGUCUCAAGAAGAUGAAGACAAGCUGGCUAAUUAAAUACACACUGUUCGCAUUCUGCUACAUCUUCUGGGUAGCCAGUGGGCUGAUGAUAGCUGUGGGGAUCUAUGCCAAAACAGCAGUCGAGGGAGGUGCUGUGGAAUCACUAACUGCAGAUCCUGCACUGAUACUGAUGAUUGUUGGAUGCUUAAUAUUCUGCAUCACAUUUCUGGGCUGCGUUGGAGCAUUGCGUGAUAUUCAAAUUCUGCUGAAAAUAUUCCUGUGGACUCUCCUGUUCAUUCUGCUGCUUCAAGUAACAGGUGCUGUACUUGGCUUCGCAUUCGCUGAAAAGGUGGAAAUGAAGGCUGUGGCAUUACUGGAGAAAGGAAUGAUCAGAUACAGGGAUGAUCUUGACUUGCAAAAUCUUAUUGAUUACAUCCAGAAAAAGUUCAGAUGUUGCGGAGUAUUAAGUUACAAAGACUGGUCCAAAAAUGUGUACUUCAGCUGUGCAGAAACCAACCCCAGCCUCGAACGAUGUGCCGUGCCGUUUUCCUGCUGUGUGAUGGCAACUGAAGAGGUGCUGAACACCAUGUGUGGGUAUGAGACUCAGCUGCUCGAUCCUUGGGAAAACCGGAAUCAGAUCUACACUAUUGGAUGUCUGGACACUAUUGUCAAAUGGGGACAGCGGAAUCUGUAUCUGAUCGCUGGUUUAGGCCUUGGCCUGCUUUUCCUCGAGAUUCUGAUGAUCUCACUGACAGCUGCUUUGCUCAAACAAAUCCACUUCAUCAAGAAGCGAAUCACUCGUAGACCCACCACGCAUUAGCGCUCAACUCUCAAAGACUGUUCAUCUCUUCUUGUUCGGGCAUUGUCAGCAUCUGAGGAGAAGUAGCACGUCUUCUUACGAUCGCACUGAACCCUCGGCACCCCUCGCAAAUAUGGGCCUCGAAACCAGAGAGGAUCUAACAGGGCUGCACGGAAUCACCACUCUGUUUUUUUUGUAAUGGGAUUGAUUUACAGAAAAAAUAUUUUACGCUUGCUAAGAGCUAUUUUGGAAUAUAGCUCCAGGGAAUGGUGUUCAAUUACUUUAUCAUUUGGCUGUUCUUAGCUGACUGGCCUGUACGGUUUGACCAUGUGGCUGAGACAAAAUAGCUCAGCUUAGCCUACUGGAGAUAUCGUACACACCAACAACUCCCCAGGAGAGAGCCUAAGAUCAGGAACUGUGGGGAGUUUCAAUCAGCACACAGACCACCUGUAUCACUUGCCUUGCUGCUGGCUGUAAAUAGCGUAUCAAACCUGAGACCUCACCCACCUGGUCUACUUCUUCCCAGCUUCCUGGGCUGAGUGAAACAUCAUCUAUUCCUUAUCCCCAGAGAUGCUGGCUGACCCCCUGAGUUACUCCAGCAUUUUGUGUUUGCCUUUUUGACUAAGCCAUCUACCUGGGACGCCACUUUCAAGGAACUAUUUACCUGCAUUCCCAGAUCCCUCUGCUCUACAACACUCCCAGGACCCAGAUUAGACUUCCCAAAAUGCAACACCUUGCACUAAUCUGCAUUAAACUCCAUUAAUCUUUCCUAAACCCACUUGCUCAGCUGAUCAAGAUCUUACUGUACUGUUUGAUAACUGUCUUCGCUAUCUACAAUACCUACAUUAGUGUCAUCUGCAAUCUUACUAAUCGUGCCUUCUUCAUUUGCAUCCAAUUGUUGAUAUAAACCACAAACAGUAAUGGGCCUAUCUUGGUUCCUUGGGGCACACCACUGGUUACAGGCCUUCAGUCCAAAAAACAACCUUCCACUAUCAUCUUCCUUCCAUGAAGUAAUUCUCUAUCCAGUCAGCUAGCUCUCCCUGGAUCUCAUGUGAACUAAUCUUCCAGAGCAGCCCACCAUGUGAAAUCUUAUGCCUUACUAAAGUCCAUAUAGAGAAUGUCUACGGCUUUACCCUCAUCAACCUUUUUGGUUACUUCUUGAAAAAACUCAGAUUCAUAAGAUAUAAUUUCCCAAAUAUAAAACAAUGUUGACUAUCCUUAAUCAGCCCCUGUCUAUCCAAAUGCAUAUAUAUCUUAUCCCUCAGAAUACUUUCCAAUAGCUUGUCUACCACAGACGUUAGGCUCACUGAUCUAUAGUUGACAGGUUUUUUCCGUACAGCCCUUCUUAAAUAGGCAGAAAAUUAGCCAUCCUCCAGUCUUCCAGCACCUCACCCUUAUCUAAUGAUGAUUCAUAUAUCUCAGCCAGGCCACCUGCAUUAGGAGGAACUGUUGUGGAACCUUAUUGAGAUGCUGCACUCAACCAAGGUGUGCUGUUGGUGGAGGGUUUAGGGUGUAGGUCGAGCCACCAAUCAUGUGACUGAUGGUUCUAGGAAACAUCAAGCUUCUUUUAGCUCGAGACCUUGGUUGGAGGUAAACUUAUUCGAGCAAGGAGGCAGGUUUAUCACAUUCCUAGCUUGUGCCUUGUGGCUGGUGUCAAGUGAGUCACUCACCAGGUGUUACCCAGCCUCUGACUCACAGUCAUAUGUGGCUGAAGCGGCUGAGUUACAAGUCAUGUUGAGUUUAAAGUCAUAUGUAUAAGUAAGGUGUACUUUCUGUCCGAUGUUGCUGGUUAGGGCCUCGGUGAUGAUAGUGGGUUUGAAUGCCAAGAGAGGUUUGACAAGCUUUCUCUUGGUGUUGGCCUUUGACUUGCCCUUAUAUCUAUAGCAUUUCUGCCCAUCACAGUGAUAUGGUAGCAGUGCAGUGGUUAAGUUACUUCAUGUGGUCGAGGACUUAGUGCCUGCAGAUGUGGACAGCUUCAUUUGCUGAGGAAUUGUAAAUGGGUUGGAACAUUGUGCAAUCAUCAGCGAUCAUCCCCACUUAUUGAUGAAGCAACUGGAGAUGGUUAUAGCAAAGGCUCAGCCCUGAGGUACUCCAGCUAUUACAUCCUGGCACUGAAGUGAUUGGCCUUGAAUAACCACAACAGUCAUUGUUCUUUACCCGUUCUUGUGUAAGACCAAAUACUGUAUACUAUAGUAUCUUUGAGUAAGACUAUGGUGACUCGUUUAUAGAGAGGUGAGUUGGGCGAUCAGACCAAUCUGGGCUUGAAUGUUCCUUCCACACAAAAGGCAGAGGUGGGAUGGUGCUGCAGCUUCAGUGGUUCUUGAUUCACUUUUCCUAUUUGUCUCCUCUAAUCUACAGUAGCUUCCUCGUAUGAGUGAGCACCACUUUUUAUGCGGGCACGUCACAAACAGGACGAUCCAAUACUUGUUGUUCCCAGUGGUGUGUGCCAAUGUUGAAACUCUUCAGGGAUAUUCUAAGAGAGUCUUUGAAUCUCUAUCGGUCCACCACACGAUGGUCUACCCGCAGUCAGCUCUCCGUGAAGUAGCUGCUUUGGUGUUCCCUCAUCAUUCAUUCUUCUGCCACGCCUUGCCCACCUGAGCAGUGAUUCAGCAAUGUGUAGAUGUUGGGAGAUUUGGCUGGGACAGAACCUGUAUCUGGAAUGUUGUCUUGCCACUUGAUGUGAAGUAUUCUCCACAGACAUGUCACGUGGAAGUGGUUAAGCUGUCUGGCAUGUCUGCUGUAUACGUUCGUGUCUUGCAAGCAUGGACCAAGGCUCUCAGUAGUGGAUAAAUUCACGUGUAGAGGGAAUAAAGUUAGAAGUCAGAAGUCAUGAUAUCCAGUAGAUAGUGAGUUAAAUUGGUACAUGCAGAGCAACAUGUACAUAUAGACAAAUUUGUUAUUUUUACCUUUCCCCUCCUAAAACUGCUGAUAAGACCUGAGCGAUUGUAACGGUAAGGUGUUAGUGUGGACGAUGUAUAAAGGAGGCAGCUUUGUUAUGAGUCUUUGGUACUUCUCCUUGGUCUGGGAUCCAGAAGGGUACCAGGUCAUCGGAGUUCUCCAGACCUGCUAUCACAAGCCAGAGUCUCCAAAGGAUAGAUGGCCGUGGGACUUGAUGCUACCAGCCAUUGCUCAUAUCAGUGGAAACACAAUGGGCAGAAGGGCAUGAGAUUUGUUGCUUUAUUAUUUCUCUAUUUCAUGUAUUACAUAUUGGCUCCUUUAUUAAUUAUUUUCCUGUAUUUUACAAUAAUAAACAGUCAUUUGUAACUUU